Drosophila willistoni is the source of this 771-nucleotide messenger RNA. RefSeq names its product 60S ribosomal protein L10 (gene RpL10). Gene Ontology annotation, biological process: ribosomal large subunit assembly; translation. Lineage: Eukaryota; Metazoa; Arthropoda; Insecta; Diptera; Drosophilidae. The coding region runs from base 57 to 713 and encodes 218 amino acids. The record is from RefSeq and is a predicted model, not a curated record. Gene Ontology annotation, molecular function: structural constituent of ribosome. Gene Ontology annotation, cellular component: ribosome; cytosolic large ribosomal subunit. The transcript has 5 exons.
UUCCGCUGUUCUCCCUUUCUUCCUUUUGUUUUGCACCGUCUCAGAAGAGGUUCAAAAUGGGUCGCCGUCCCGCGAGAUGCUAUCGUUAUUGCAAAAACAAGCCAUACCCCAAGUCACGUUUCUGUCGUGGUGUACCCGACCCUAAGAUUCGUAUUUUCGAUUUGGGCAGAAAGAAGGCAACUGUGGAAGAUUUUCCGUUAUGUGUGCAUUUAGUGUCUGAUGAAUAUGAACAGCUUAGCAGCGAAGCCUUGGAGGCAGGCCGCAUUUGCUGCAACAAGUAUUUGGUGAAAUACUGUGGUAAGGAUCAGUUCCAUAUCCGUAUGCGUCUGCAUCCUUUCCACGUCAUUCGCAUCAACAAGAUGUUGUCGUGCGCCGGAGCUGAUAGGCUCCAAACUGGAAUGAGAGGUGCUUUCGGCAAGCCUCAAGGUACAGUGGCUCGUGUGCGUAUUGGACAGCCUAUCAUGUCUGUUCGCUCAAGCGACCGUUACAAGGCUCAAGUUGUGGAAGCUUUGCGUCGUGCCAAGUUCAAGUUCCCUGGCCGUCAGAAGAUCUACGUCUCCAAGAAAUGGGGCUUCACCAAGUACGAUCGGGAGCGUUAUGAGGAACUCCGUGAUGACAACCGCUUUGAAGCCGAUGGUUGCAACGUGAAAUACCGCCCAGAGCACGGCCCAAUGGCUGCUUGGGAAAAGGCUCAGCGUGAGGUUUAUGCUUAAAAUAAAGUCGAUCUAAAUCAAUAAAGACGGUAACAUUUUAACUUUUCACCGAAUAAAA